Diorhabda sublineata is the source of this 5260-nucleotide messenger RNA. RefSeq names its product kazrin. The record is from RefSeq and is a predicted model, not a curated record. The coding region runs from base 602 to 3364 and encodes 920 amino acids. Gene Ontology annotation, molecular function: protein binding. NCBI's taxonomy places the organism in Eukaryota, Metazoa, Arthropoda, Insecta, Coleoptera, Chrysomelidae. The transcript has 15 exons.
AGUCCGUUUUUCGUUCCGUGACUAUGAAACCUACUAAAUUAAUUAUAUAAAAAAAGGUGACCGAUGCUCUCGGUUCGGGCAAAAGUCGUCGUCGUUUUCAGUUCGCUUUCGAUUCUUGACGCGCUUAUUUCUCGAUCAUGUAGUCCGAGCGAUAUGUUUCCGGGACACAGCAACUUCCGUUUCAUGGGUCAAUAAAUUAAACAAUGACCAGCAAUAACCCAGCGAAUCGUACAAAAACCGAUCAAAAUAAUCCCCUCUAACAUCCGACCUUUAAAAAAUAAACAAUAAAGAAUUCACAUUUCACUGAUAAUCAUAUUUGAGGUUGUGAGAUAUUGAUGCUGUGGAUCAAAAUUAAAUGUAACAUACUAAAAUUUAAGUGUAUUUAUAGAGUCUAAGCAAAGUGUGGCGGUAUGAUAAAUUUAUAUCGGGACAAUUUUUCUUUUCUUGAUUGUUGUUAGCUCAAUAAUUGAGGGCGUGUCUAAUAGACAAUGCAACGUUGACCCAUAUUUCUUUAUUGUUUAAGGAUGUCUUGCAUUGUUGUGCGGAUCGGGAACAUUACAAUGAGGAAGGAAAUAUCUACGUCGAGUGACGUCAUGACAUCAUGGCGCUGCUAAUGCGACGUCUCCUUGUAGACGCUCAGGCAAAGCUUCGCAGAAUGGUAGAAGAACAUUCAACCGACUUAACCUCUCGGAUAGAAUCCGAUUACCCCAACUCUAGUCCCGCCGCUGUCCCCAGCCCCGCUUGCAAUGCCCACGAAGUAAAAGUUACAGAAACCCUCCCAGUUACUACGGUGGGUCAAAUCGAUGUAACACCCCUCAAACCCACGCUGGGUGAUGGCAAAAUCAUCGAUUGUGAUGUAGAUAUUAAGAAUUCUGAUGAUAAUAAGAAAAACAAUAAGUCAAAUAGACCAAAAUGUAUUGAAAGUAAGAGAAGUAAGUCAUUGUCCGUAGAAAUAAAUGAAGAUGUUUGUAAGGAAGAUGUCAAAAAAACAAAAUCUCAUCCCAUAAAAACUGAAGAUUCAGCUGCUGAUAACGAGAAAUCCGUAGAAGAUAGUAAAGAAGUAGAGAUGACGGUUGAGGAGAGUAUAACGCCUGGUUUGAAAGGAAGUAGAUCGUCGCUGGAAACCAGGUCAGGUUCUCCAAAGCCUGGAUGUAGCAGUCAACCUGAUGUAGGAGAUUCGUCUUCGCCACGUUCACCGAGGAGCUCAGACGGUAAUCGCGAUGACCUUUCAGCAUUGCUACCUUCGCCGUCAAAUUACCCCAAAUCAUCGGCGACUAUUCGAAGACUCCGCCAGGAAAACGAGCGCCUUCAGGCGGAAGUGACGAGAUUGAAACGACUCGUUGUUUCUGGAGCCACUUCCGUUCUAGCAGAGAGAAAGAAUUUGACAGAAAAUGCCGAUCCUAAUUCAGCAACUCACGCUUUGGAAUUGGAACUACAAUUAGCCAGAGAAGCUUUAUCGACUCUAAAAGCAGAUAAACGGCGACUGAAAGCCGAAAAGUUCGAUUUAUUGAAUCAAAUGAAACAGUUGUACUUGACGCUGGAAGACAAAGAAAAGGAACUCCGAGAUUUUAUCAGAAGUUACGGCCAGCGGUCGAGAGAUAACGAAACUUCAAUGCAACAACUUUCGACCGAAAGGGAAGAAAGAGAAAGAGAAAGGUGGAGUCUGCUUCGACAUGCGAGAGAUGAAGCUGAAAGAAGUUUGUCAUUAGCGGCACAACUUAACGCUAAAGAAUUACAACUUCAACAAGCACAAGAGCAAUUACAAGAAGCACGUCGACAAUUAGCUUCGAGCGGUUGUUUAUCAGAUCAAGAAUCAUUAGCUUCUUUGCCGCGGCAUAAUAUAAAUGGAGGUGCUCUAACCCCAGGUUCUGGUGGCUUACUUUCGGGACAUCACGGCUUAGGUCAACUACCCGGUGAUCGAGGAAGCUGUAGUGCCGAUUCCGGCGUAAGAGUAAGCUCGGAUAGAGAGAGUGGAGCUACCUCUGUAGCUGGAAACUUAUCAGAUUCUACUACUGAUGGUACGCCGACAAUUACAGUAGGAGAAGGACUCAAGGAUAUGGAUUCGGUGUCACUCAUCUCUUCAGUACCUCCACCACAUAUGUACCAAUCUUCAACAAAAGACUGCAGUCCCACUUUAUCCCCUUUAAACGCAAAUAAUUUCUCUAGGUCUGUGGAACAAUUAAGUUCCCCGAUGGAACCAGAACCAAUUACUGUAGGUAGAAGAAAUAAACAAACCGUGAGGCCAUCUAGUGGUCGAGGUGGAACUUGGGGUAGCAUAUCUAGAGUAUUCGCUCGAUCAAGACAUAGAAACAAAUCAAAUUGUUUACAAGAAACAAGUGAAUCCUAUGAUCCGUAUCGUAGUUGGUCUCCAUUAACCGAGGAAGGUUAUGCAGAGAAAUUAAGACUGCUUAGGGAGGCGAAUAGUAUUCCGAUGGAAAGAUGGAGAGCAUCCACGGUAUUAGCAUGGUUGGAAAUUGCGUUGGGUAUGUCGCAAUAUGGUGCCAGAUGUGCCGAAAAUAUCAAAAGCGGAAAGAUUGGUCCUUUGCAUGGUCAGGUCCUCUUAGAGCUGAGUGAUUUGGAGUUGGAGUGCGGUUUGGGAAUCAACCACCCUAUGCACAGGAAGAAAGUCCGUUUAGCUAUCGAGGAACACAGAAAUCCUUCGAUCGUUAGAUAUCCUUCUAUCGCUCAACUUGGACACACUUGGGUAUGCAGCGAAUGGUUACCAGACUUAGGAUUAUCCCAGUAUUGCGAAAACUUCGCUGUGAACAUGGUAGAUGCAAGAAUGUUGGAACACUUGAGCAAAAAGGAAUUGGAAAAGUAUUUAGGAGUAACGAGGAAGUUUCACCAAGCGUCUAUUGUACACGGGAUCCAUUUACUCAGAAUAAUGAAAUACGAUCGGCAGGCAUUAGCAGUGAGGAGACACCAGUGUGAGUCCAUGGAUGCAGAUCCACUAGUUUGGACUAACCAAAGAUUCAUAAGAUGGGCUCGCAGCAUCGACUUAGCCGAAUAUGCUGAAAACUUGAAAGAUAGUGGCGUUCACGGUGGUUUGGUCGUACUGGAGCCGUCUUUCAACGGUGAUACGAUGGCGACAGCUCUGGGAAUCCCAGCGAGUAAGAAUAUAAUAAGACGUCAUUUGACAGCUGAAUUGGACGCACUCAUUUUGCCUGCCAGAUCAACAUUAGAGCACUAUGUACGAGUUAGGGCUAAAUCGAGAGUACUAGGAGGAUCGUUAGGGCGUACCUUUUCUCGAUCGUGUGGUGGAUUAGUUGGAACUUCUACCGCCAAUAGGGAUUCUUUAACUAUUAGAGAACAGCAAAAGCCCAACAGUAUUAGGGUAAGUAUUGUAAUUCAUCUAGGUUGUUGACGAUAGAUUAUAUCUUUAUAAAGAUAAAUGACGAAUUUUGAAAAAUGAAUUCUUCAUGUUUAUCCGUCUAUACUUCUAUAUCCAAUGAAUUGACAUUUACAUAGGAAGUAAAUAAUAAUAUUUGCUGUUUAUUCUUCACUUCACACAUUAUGUUAUUUAUACCUAGGCAUAUCCCUUUGGUCCACAACUAUCCGUUCAUAACUUAGAACAAUGAUUCAUCAUUACGUCAAAAUCUAAACUAUUAUAUACAGACCCACGCUAGAAACUGAUAAGUAUGAACCUAUUGAGGCCUACAAUACCAGCUCCGAUUCGAGAGUCAUUAUUAAAUUGGACUUCACUUUAAGGAAUUCGCAGUAUUAGAUGACAUAUUAAAAAUGUGGUGCCAAGUUUAAACGCGGUAGAUAGUUGUGUGCCGACGAACACAAAGGUGGAGCGUCCAAAUCGGCUACCAUAGACAAAAAUGUUGACAAUAAUUGAAGGUAGUGGUUGCUGAAGAAAUACAUAAUAAACAUACUGACGAACUGAUCAUUGGAAAUCUUUCUGGGUACUACGAUGGAUAUAACGAAUGUAAAUAUAAAUGCAUACAAGACACACUCGAAAAUAUAAUGCAAUUGUCGUUAAAAACAGUAGACAAGACGACAAAGAGAAUGUUAUUGCAAGAUAAGUCACAAUGGAUGAUUCUCUAUGAUGUAAAAACCAAAAUGCAAAGAAAGAAGUCAAACAUAGACAAAAAUAGAGGUCCUACAGCAAAUGGGUAAACAUAAAGAACUUCUCACGACAAUCAAGGAGAGAAAGUUACAGUAUCUAGGACAUAUUAUGAGAGGAGAGCAAUAUGAGAUUCUCCAUCGGCCGUAGACAAAAUUCAUGGCCUAAAGACUUGCGCAGACGUCUACAGAAAUUUUCAGAACUGCGGUUUCUCGUGCGACAAUAGCCAUUUGAAUCGCCAACCUUCGUAGAGAGAGAAGCAUUGGAAACAUCGAUGUUUUGUUUAAAUAUAGUAGAUUACCUGAAAUAGUGAACCACAGUUGUAGGUAUUAAUUAUGCCAAAUUGCAUCCGGAUAACGCACUCAGGCACAACUCCGUUGUUAACAGUCGCAGGCUUCGAAUCCGUUGAGCCUUCCCUUAUGCUUCAGAUUUGGUUCUAAGCUUUAACACUUACAUGGUUGGUGAGUUUCUUCGAAAAUGAAGUUGCACCUCUGAUUUUAAGUGGAUCAGGGACGCAGCAAGGAGUUCAGUACUCGUACAUUUAUAGAAACUACAGAUAAGGCUCGUAUAGGUGACAUUAGAUUAACUGAAUGCUGAAUUCCCAACUACUUUGGCAGCGAAAACAAUAUCAAGUUUUUGUCAUUUAUUGUGUACCUAGAUUAGUUUGAUUUGUGUUGUUAUUUAAAAGUUUUUUUAGGUUGCUUCACUCGUUUGGACUCAAUACCUGUGAUAUAUUAUGAGCUGAUUUUGAAUUAAACCUUUUAUACUUACAGAUUUACAAUGGACGUCGACCCGAUUUUUAGAUAGUUUGUACCUCAAAGAAACAAACACCAAAGUUUAGUAAGAAAUAUUCGUUUUUCUAGAAUAAGCCUCUAAUUUUUUUUUCAUGUUCUGUGAUAUUGUUUUUGUGACAUUUUUCUUGAUAUUGAUUGUUUUUGAUUAUUAUUCAUAUUAUUUUUUAUUCCAAAUAUUAUUCUAAUAUAUAUCUAGUAAUAAGUUUUUUGUUAGUUCAGUUUAUGUAAGUGGAAAUGCGCGACAAUUUUUUUAAUUCGGUGUAGAAAAUCGCGACAAAUCAUUAAUUAUAAUGUUGAUAUUGCUUUUUAAUUCCCAUACGUUUGUUAUCAACUAAGUUUCAGUUUAUAAUUAUUGUGCUGUAUUUGAUAAUAUUCAAUAAAUAUUGAUCAACCAGAA